Ceraceosorus bombacis is the source of this 2283-nucleotide messenger RNA. Lineage: Eukaryota; Fungi; Basidiomycota; Exobasidiomycetes; Ceraceosorales; Ceraceosoraceae. The record is from the annotation of a GenBank genome assembly.
AUGUCAACGGUGGAGAGGUGGUUGAACAGCUGGUGGAAGAGAUGGGUGGUGCUUGCAGUUGCGCCCAGCCUCGUGGUCAGUCUAAUACCUGGCUAAGUGCAACAAUGCCGCAGUGACGUUGUGACCUUGACGCGCUGCCCUCUCUCUCCCGCUCUCUCCCGCUCUCUCUCCCGCUCUCUCUCCCGCUCUCUCUCCCUCUCUCUCCCUCUCUCCCACCCCCAGGUAUGGUUCUGGUGCGCUAUGCCCUUUCCAAAGACCGAUCCCUACGACCCCAAUCCGCCUUGGUGCGAUCCUGAAAGCAGCCGUCUUGAAGCUCCUUGGUGCGGAGAUGGCGAUGGGAAUGGUGCCAGUCCCAACAGGGUGGAUGCCAACUUUUGGUUCUUUUUGCUCUUCUACUACGGCAUCUACUGCGCCGUCGGUGCGUUCACUCUGCGCCGGCAUCCUUUGCCCAGCUGGUGACGGCGCAUCAUUGCUGAUCGGUACACACUCUCUGCUCUUCUCCACAGCGCUGAUAUACAUCACGCAGCUAUUCUCCCUGUACCGCCUCAAUUGGUGGCCGCGCGCUUUGGGUGCUCGAACCAGCUACUUCACCUUUUGGCUGCUGAGUCUAGGCGCAGGCUACACUCUGCACACCUUCUCGCUCGAUGCCCAUGCAGGAUGGUUGCCACCCUGGCUGGGCGGUGGAGCGGGCGGAGGCACGGGUCACGACAAGGCUCCAGAUCGUCCCACCACCGACGACGAUAUCCAGUGGCAGCGCAAGACGCUCUGGGUAGGCCUCGCCUUUGCUACCAUGGCCAUGCCCGCGCUCGUCUGUCUGGCCGGGCUGAGGCGCAGCGGAAGGCAGACGUAUCGGCACAGCCUCACGGAAGCCCAAAAGAGUGAGUGGCAUGUACAAAGUUGCCUCGCAGCUUUGUCUCACGUUGCGACUGCGCUUCCCCCCCCAACUCCGGUCAGCGUUCUUGGAACGACAACUUGCUCGUCGUAUUCCAGCUUCCUACACUCGCUUCCUCUGGUUCAUGACCACCAUCGGUCUUGCCCUCGUGGCGCUCUUGGCAGGUCAAGGUUAUGCUAGCAUCUACCUCUCCUCCUUGCCCCACACGGGCUUUGAGGGAACGGCAUACGUCAUGUUCUGGACCGUCAAUGUCAACGUCCUCAUGCUCAUCAGCAUCUGGAUCCUGGAAGAAAAAGUGAGAAGCAGAGCGCUGCUUUUUUGCUUCAAGUACUACUACUUCUUGGUGAGUUGGAGUGCAGUAAGGUUUGUACAGCGCGCACAUCUGAUGGGGCCCUUUUUGUCGUGCCUCCCUCCGCUGUUGCAGGUCUACUUUAUGUGAGUGGGAAGGCGAACUGUGUGCCCGCCCGCGGCCUGCGACGGCCAACUCACACGCAUCUCCUGCGCGCACACUACAGCUUCUAUCGCAACCUCUUUGCUCGAUUGCGAUCAUUUGACCAAUUCGCAUUGAUUCAGCUGCUCAGCUCUUUCUGGGUCUGCAUAUGGUAUCCCUUCAGGUGCGUUGGACUACGGUCAUGGUGCCAUAUCUGGCCUCUGCAGUGUCCUUCUGACGUUUUGCUCGUGCUCUCUUUCAGCAUGACGAGCCUGUGUCACCGCAUCACACAAUACUUUAACCCAAAUCCUCGGUCCUGGGAAGAAUACGUCGAGAGCGUCGGUCUGGGUGAGAUGAUUGAGCGUUCUUCACUUUUUCUUUGUCAUCUCGACGCAGCGCUUACGCACGGGGUCAAUGUAGCGUUCUACCUGCGCAAUUUGGCGCAGAAUACGACCAUGCUAGCCUUUUUGGGUUGGGUAUCCAUCCUGCAUUUUGGAAGCAAUCAGCGUGAGUGGGAGCCAAUGUGCUCAGGCAAGGUCGCACCAUGCAUUCCUAACGCCUUCUUCUCCUUUCCCUCUCUUUCUUUUGCCACAGACCUGUACCCCUUUUUUGCGUUUGACGAUAAGCGCGAUCCCUACAACUACCAGCUGACCAUGCUUGGUUCGCUGGCCAUCUGGGCUAGCGAGCUAGUGAGCAGCUUCUUGGCCCGUUGGCUCUGCCUCUAUUGCUUCUCCGUCGACAUUACCAAUCUUGGCCUGGAUGAGAUGAGACAGCAUCCGGAACUCGUCACUAGCGUUGUUUGGUGCGUUGCUUGCGACCGUCGAGCAAAUGGAGCGCUCGCGGAGAGCACAGCAAAUGCUUUCCCCACUCACACCACCGCAUCUUCAUCCGAUCCCGCAGGACAUCCGUGCACGUCUUGCAAGAUUGUCUGCUCUUCCUCAUCAGGCUCAACUUUCGUUAG